AUGACGCAGGGUAAGUGGAGGCGAGUUGUAUGGAAACAUCGCGACAAGGCAAUAGACGACGCGUCGGCCAGGCCGCCGGAGGUGGAGGAGCCGGUGGUGGGCGAGAGCUUCGAGUUCGCCUUCAACAACGAGGCCUUUUCCGACAGGGUGCUGAAGGUAGAGGUCGUCGGCAGUGAAGAUGCUGCCGGCUUUCUGAUAAGCUUUUUGCUUCUUAGCUUUUUCUCAAAUGGCAUGAAAGAGUCUGAUCAGAGGCAAGCAACACUUACAAUUGGAGAUUCAGAGGAAAAGGCCUUCAUGGAGCUUUUAAUCUUUAUGUAUAGUGGGAAGUUGACACCAACAACUGAGCCUACUCUUCUACUUGAUAUCUUGAUGAUCGCUGACAAAUUUGAGGUCAUUUCUUGCAUGAAGCUUUGCAGUCAGCGGCUGCUAGACCUGCCUAUGACCCCAGAAUCGGCAGUGAGGUGCCUAAAUGUGCCAUGUUCCAUUUCAAUGGCAGCUGCCCUCAAAGAGGCAGCCAAGCAAUUCCUUGCAGAAAGGUACAAGGAGCUCCUGUCAACAAACUUCCAAGAUGAACUAAUGAGGGUCCCUCUUGCUGGGAUUCAGGCCAUCUUAUCAAGGAAUCGCCUUGGGGCUGCAUCGGAAGAAUCCAUUUAUGACUUUGUGCUCAGGUGGGCACGUUCACGGUACCCAAAUUCGGAAGUAAGGGACAAGAUUUUGAGUUCACGUUUACUUCCACUGGUGCCAUGGGUGCUCGGGAUGACCGAUGACAUUCAAAUUGAUCAUCCAUCUUGUAUAAUUAACUUCACUAUAAAGCGUGAGAAGUGUUGCAGGCUGGUCCCAUCAGGAUUAAUGCGUUCUCCGUCGUUCCAUUGCGCGGGGCGUGACUUCUUCCUCUCGGCAUGUUGUGUGACGACAGAUCAGUCCCAAUUUUUUAGCCUCGCCAUAAAGAUGUUAGAAGACAAGGGGGCAGUAAGGGGGAAAAUAGAUUAUGAGAUUGGGGCAAAGACAAGACCAUCGCUGAAGUUCGUCACCAAGUACAGGUGCACCACCUCCACCGAUAGUAUGGGACAAGAUGGUUGUUGCGUUCCUUGGUCGGAGUUAAUGGCUGACGACAACCCUUACUUCAUCUACGAUAAACUCCAUCUGCAAAUUCACGUGAAGAUAACACCACUGCCAUAG
Molecule: messenger RNA, 1179 nt
Organism: Aegilops tauschii subsp. strangulata
Lineage: Eukaryota; Viridiplantae; Streptophyta; Magnoliopsida; Poales; Poaceae
Source: RefSeq, a predicted model, not a curated record